Ictalurus furcatus (blue catfish) is the source of this 2680-nucleotide messenger RNA. Its product is annotated as suppressor of cytokine signaling 2-like. The transcript is spliced from 3 exons. The coding region runs from base 663 to 1397 and encodes 244 amino acids. Gene Ontology annotation, cellular component: phosphatidylinositol 3-kinase complex. Gene Ontology annotation, biological process: phosphatidylinositol phosphate biosynthetic process; intracellular signal transduction. NCBI's taxonomy places the organism in Eukaryota, Metazoa, Chordata, Actinopteri, Siluriformes, Ictaluridae. The record is from RefSeq and is a predicted model, not a curated record. Gene Ontology annotation, molecular function: 1-phosphatidylinositol-3-kinase regulator activity.
UGGACUUCACAGCUCAUAACAUAUGUGAAAACUUCAAAAUGCAAUAUUGUGUUUUUAUCUAUAUUACACUUUUAUCCCAACAUCAAAGAGUAAUAUGAUGAUGAUGUAAAAUCUUUAACAUACAAAUCUGAAAGAUUACAAUUUAGCAUUUUACACGUUAUACCUGUUGAAUGAGAAAUACAAAAUUAGACCCUAAAUUAAAAAAAAAACUAAAAUAAAAUUCUCUUUAUGAAAUACCUUCUAAAGUUUAUAUUUUAAAUAAAGGCUAGAAGAAAUGCAGCCUCUAGCAAAGUAAUAUUAAAAUAUGAGAUGGUUUUUAAAUAUACAUUUAAACACACUUAGUUUAAUUUGUAUCAAAUGAUGCAUCUCCCUCUAAUUUAAAGAAUAAAUAUACAAUAUUAAAUGAUUUUGAAACAAAUGUGGUGUCUAAUAUUAAAUAUGAAAUGAAAAGGUAAUAAAGCACGAUGCUGUGUAACUCCUCUGCCGUCAGCUCUGUGGUUUAUGACCAUGUUUAAGUUGUAUCGCGUUCAUUAUGUGUCUGUAAAAAGCAGAAGGACGGAUACGUAGCUGUCGUCAGGUCCUGGAUUUCCCGUGUCGUUUGAUGGGUCUGGAUUUUGGCACAAACCCUCAAAGCACACUUGUAUGUUUUUAAAGCAUUUUGGAUGGGGCACACACAGUGCAUCUCCAAGUCAGCAGAGAGCGAAGCGUUUGUGGCCCAGAGUGGAAGCUGGAGGCUCGAUGAGCUUUGUAUUGACCUGUCUGGGACUCCUGCGAUCAACCCAGACCUCAUUCCUGAAAAACUUGACCCCGGAGUACGAGUACAGGCGCACAGGCUGGAGCCGGACCUAGUGGAUCCAGCUGAGGAAGUCCAGAGAUUAAAGGAUGCUAUGACACACCUUCAAGAGUCGGGCUGGUACUGGGGCUCGAUAACUGCAGCUGAGGCUAAGGAGCUUCUGAGCAAGACUCUGGAGGGUUCCUUCCUCGUGAGAGACAGUUCGAGCCCGCAUUACCACCUCACCCUGUCCGUGAAAACCGAGCUCGGCCCUACGCACCUGCGCAUCGAGUACAUGAACGGUCAGUUCGGCUUCGACUCUGUAGUGAUGGCUCGGCCUCAUCUCCGGCAGUUUAAAGGAGCGGUGGAAUUGGUGCAGUAUUACACUCUGGCCUAUCGCAGGCAGGCGGCUCUCCGGGAGCUCGGCACGGAUCGCCAUACACGUCCGACUGCAAUGGCGGAGAACACGCUGAAGCUCAAACUCAACAAACCGCUAUACAAGGCUCCGCCCAGUUUACAGCACCUGUGCCGUAUAGUUAUAAACCAACAUUCUCGUGAUCACAGACAUUUACCUUUGCCCGAAAUGUUGAAGGAAAUCCUGCGGGAAUAUCCGUUCGUACUCUAGACUGCCUUCAGUAUUCCAUUUGAGUAAAUAUUUCAAUAUUUCCUGAUAUCAUUCAAAUUUGGGCUUCCUGCCCCCCCCCCAAUGAAAUUUUUUUUUUUUUGUAACGGACACGAUUAAUCAGCACAACCUGAUCUCGCACAAUAACCAUAUCCAUAUAUUGUAAUUGUAGCCGUAUGUAAUUUACCUACAAGCACUAACCCCGCCCCCUUAUCCAAACCUCAACCAAUCAGCACUUUAUGUAUGAACUGGCUCACGAAUCACGAGUUCUUCCAAAUCAAUUUAGAAAUCAAAUUCCGUUGUCUGUUCAAAGCCAUCAUUUUAAAUCGGUUAUGAAUUUGCUGUUAAAUGAGUGAGUGAUGUUGUAUGAUUGUUACCCAUGGCAGCAAUUUAUCCGUAAAUGAAGUGCGGCAGUGUGUCGAUUGGGGUUUAAUAUCGGUGAUGUGUCUAGCGUGUAUAUGUCUGAUGGCUACAGUCGUAAUGUGAGUGUUAUAUAGUCUGUUUGGCAGCUGCAUGGGAAUGGUCAAAACAACAGUACAGAAAUAUUCCUUUUUGUUUUUCUACCUGUUUUGAUGACAGUUCUGGCAUAUUACAAGUGACACACUCCAUCCAUGUAAUUUUUAUUUUUGUGUCCAAUGUAACAUAAUGCAAAUAACAGUCCGUCAUCAUGGUACACGGAUAUCAAUCACAGCUAUGUCAUGUUUACAACCAACUCCAUAGAUUUAAUUCGUAUUAAUCCAUCAAAUGUGGAACCCCCCCCCCCCCCCCCCUUAAAAAAAAAAAAUCUUCAAAAGUUCAAGUAAAACCAAAAUAAAGAAUUAUAUGCAUCUAAUCACUGGCUUUUGGUUUCCUGAAUUGUAAGUUAAGCUGCUCUUUUUAAAGUGAACAUUUUUAGCAAACAAAAACUAGCGAACAGCUAAUUGUUCUGGGGGGAACAAAAAUGGAUGACAAAUGAAAGGGAAAAACCGAAAUAAUGUAAGAACGCCAGAACUAUGGCGUGUCUGGAACUGCACUGGAAGAGAUAUUUGAGAGAAAAAUACUUCCAAAUGAUCUUGCAUUGGUUGGGUUUUAAUGUAGGCAGGGUCAUCCGGGAAGAAGCCACGCCCAUCAGCAUGGAGACAUUUAAUUGUAGGAUAAAGGUAUCGGAUUUAUUUUGCUGUGACUCUUCCCUCUAAUGCGGACGUACUGUAUGAGCAAAAAUAAUUAAACGAAUGUUCCUACAGCAUUUCCUUUCAUUUGUCACCCAUCUGUAGCCUGUGUGCUAACAGCUAGUUGUCAUGACAGAA